Molecule: messenger RNA, 1815 nt
Organism: Talaromyces rugulosus
Lineage: Eukaryota; Fungi; Ascomycota; Eurotiomycetes; Eurotiales; Trichocomaceae
Exons: 4
Coding region: 1-1815 (604 amino acids)
Biological process (GO): proteolysis
Molecular function (GO): serine-type endopeptidase activity; tripeptidyl-peptidase activity
Source: RefSeq, a predicted model, not a curated record
AUGGCUCGCAAUAUCCUCCUCGGAGCCGGUCUUCUGGCCCAAUUGGCCGCGCCUGUGCUCGGCGCUGCUGCGCUCGCCACCCACGAGUCGCUCUUUUCGCUGCCCUCUGGCUGGGCUCACGACAACCUGCCCGAAGCCGACACUCCCAUCCAGCUGUCCAUUGCUCUGACUCUGCAGAACAUUGACCAGCUCGAGAGCACGCUGAAGUCGGUUUCCACCCCCGGAGGCGCCAGCUACGGCCAGUACCUGGACCAGAGCGAUCUCACCUCCAAGUUCGGCCCAUCCGAUGCCUCGGUCGAGGCUGUGAUCAACUGGCUCAAGGAGGCUGGCAUUAGCUCUAUCCACACUACUGACCAUUCUGUCAACUUUGCCACCACUGUCAGCAAGGCAAACAGCCUGUUGGGCGCCAAGUUCAAAUACUACACCAACGGCGAAACCUCCAAGUUGCGUACCUUGGCCUACUCCAUCCCCGGUGACUUGAAGAGCGAUAUCGACCUGAUCUCGCCCACCACCUACUUUGGCAAGACCACCGCCCAGCGCUCCAUCAAGACCUUCAAGAGCAAGCGUGGCUCGUCCACCACCACUUCGGCUAGCUCGUCCGUGUCCGUUGCCGCCUCUUGCCAGACUUCCAUCACCCCGGCCUGCUUGAAGGAGUUGUACAACGUCGGCAACUACACCCCCAGUGCCAAGCACGGCAGCCGUGUCGGCUUUGGUAGCUUCUUGAAUGAGUCCGCCCUGUACUCUGACUUGGCUAUCUACGAGAAACUCAACAAGAUUCCUUCUCAGAACUUUACCAAGGUCAUCAUCGACAACGCCAGCAACAGCCAGGACCCUGCCAGUGGCGGUUACGGGGAGUCCAACCUCGAUGUCCAGAACAUCAUUGGUAUUGCGCACCCUCUGCCCGUGACCGAGUUCCUCACAGGCGGCUCUCCCCCCUUCGUCCCUAGUCUCGAUGAUGCUACCAACACUAACGAGCCCUACCUGCCGUAUUACGAGUACCUUCUUUCCCAAAGCUCUGAAUCCCUGCCCCAGGUCAUCUCCAACUCGUACGGUGAUGACGAGCAGUCCGUGCCCUUCCAAUAUGCUGUCCGCACGUGCAACUUGAUUGGCCUGAUGGGUCUUCGAGGUAUAACCGUCCUUGAAUCUAGUGGAGAUCUCGGUGUCGGCAGUGGGUGCCUGAGCAACGACGGCAGGAACAAGACCCAAUUCGAGCCCAUCUUCCCCGCAACCUGCCCCUAUGUCCUCUCUAUUGGUGGCACUGUCUCAGUGACCCCUGAGGAGGCAUGGAGCGCCAGCUCUGGCGGAUUCAGCGACUACUUCCCCCGUGCCUGGUACCAGGAGGGUGCCGUUGAGACAUAUCUCGAAGAGAACAUCAGCCCCGCCACCAAGGAGUACUACAAGAGCUACACCAACUUUGCUGGCCGUGGUUUCCCCGAUGUCUCUGCCCACAGUUUGACUCCAGACUACCAGGUCAUCUACGCUGGUGCGCCUGCUGGGUCUGGUGGUACCUCGGCCGCCGCCCCUGUUGUCGCCGGUAUCAUUGCACUUUUGAACGAUGCUCGCUUGGCAGCUGGCAAGCCUGCCCUCGGAUUCUUGAACCCCUUCUUCUACUUGUUGGGACAAAAGGGCCUGAACGACAUCACUCUUGGACAGGCUGUUGGUUGCAAUGGCAUUAACGGCCAGAGCGGUCAGCCUGUUCCUGGCGGUGGUAUCAUCCCCUGGGCUACUUGGAACGCCACAGAGGGUUGGGACCCAGUCACUGGUCUGGGAACACCUGACUUCCAGAAACUGAAGGAGAUUGUCCUUUCCUUUUAA